This is a messenger RNA of Agelaius phoeniceus (red-winged blackbird), 1419 nucleotides long. It is a transcript of the gene LPXN, whose product is annotated as leupaxin. Gene Ontology annotation, molecular function: muscle alpha-actinin binding; actin binding. Gene Ontology annotation, biological process: muscle structure development; actin cytoskeleton organization; heart development. The record is from RefSeq and is a predicted model, not a curated record. NCBI's taxonomy places the organism in Eukaryota, Metazoa, Chordata, Aves, Passeriformes, Icteridae. Gene Ontology annotation, cellular component: Z disc; stress fiber; filamentous actin.
GGAGGCGAGACCGGAACAGAGCCGGCGCAGCCUCUGCUGCCAUCUCAGGACCUCGGGGGGCUGCCCCUGCCCUGCGACCCCACACCAAGGCAGGAUGGAGGAUUUGGAUGCUUUGCUGGAAGAACUGGAGCAGAGCUCCUGCCUGGCCUCCAAGGACCAUGCACUGCAGGGACCAAGCUCCUGCCAAGAUGCCCAGCAUGGUACCCCAAAGGUGCCACUGCCACCUCAAGCUCAGCCUCCAGGAGAAGGUUUGGAUUCAGUGUACAGCACCCCUGUGCCAGUCCCAAAGCCGCUGCUCCCCUCGCCCCCACACACGGAGGCUGCCCGGCAGCUGGAUGAGCUCCUGGCUGACCUGGGCCACACGCAGAGCAAGCUGGCAGCUGCAGGGCAGGGAGCUGGGGUGUCCACGGAAUCCUCACUGGACGACAUGCUGGACAGCCUCACACGGGACCUGCAGGAGCUGGGAAUCGCGGCCGCACCUGCCGGUGUCUGCGCCUCCUGCCGCAAGCCCAUCGCUGGCAAGGUGCUCACAGCCCUGGGCAAAACCUGGCACCCCGAGCACUUCACCUGUGCCCGCUGCGGGCAGGAGCUGGACAAGCAGCCCUUCUUCGAGCAGGGCGGGCGGGCGUUCUGCGAGGAGGAUUAUCACCAGGCCUUCUCCCCGCGCUGUGCCUACUGUGCCGGCCCCAUCCGGGAGAAAGUCCUUGCGGCCCUGGAGCAGACCUGGCACCCCGAGCAUUUCUUCUGCGCCCACUGUGGGAAGGUGUUUGGAGAUGAGGGGUUCCUGGAGCACAAUGGGAAGCCGUACUGCCACGAGGACUUCCUGGCCAUGUUCGCCCCCAAAUGCCAGGGCUGUGAGCGCCCUGUCAUUGACAACUACCUGUCAGCCCUGCAGGGUGUCUGGCACACCGAGUGCUUCGUGUGCACGGAGUGCCUGACUGGCUUCAGCGGCGGGUCCUUCUUCGAGCUGGAGGGGAGGCCCUACUGUGAGCUGCACUUCCACCAGCGGCAGGGCAGCAUCUGCCACGGCUGCGGCCGCCCCGUCACCGGGCGCUGCAUCACGGCCGCGGGGCGCAGGUACCACCCCGAGCACUUCAUCUGCUCCUACUGCCUGGGCCGGCUGCACAAGGGCACCUUCUGCGAGCGCGGUGACAAGAUGUACUGCCAGCCCUGCUACGACAAGCUCUUUCUGUGAGCCCCAGGUGCCCAGCACGCAGCCUCCCUGCCUGGAUGGCCCCAGCAUAAAGGUCACUGUCCCUGCUGACCCAAACACACCUCACAUCCCACCCAUUACACAUGCCUGGUGCUGGUCCCACACAGCCAAUUGUCCCCAGCUUUGCUGCUGCCAAGCCAGGCAUCAUUCCUUGCCCCCCUCCCUGCAAGACAUCCCUGGCAUUGCUCCUUGGACCUGAAGCAAUA